This is a messenger RNA of Brassica napus (rape), 2443 nucleotides long. RefSeq names its product DNA ligase 1-like. The transcript is spliced from 2 exons. The record is from RefSeq and is a predicted model, not a curated record. Lineage: Eukaryota; Viridiplantae; Streptophyta; Magnoliopsida; Brassicales; Brassicaceae. Bases 421 to 2262 code for a protein of 613 amino acids.
GUUUGCAGAACAUUUCCAUGGGGUCGUUUGACAUUUGAAGAUGCAAUAAAGAACAUUAAGCAUAUGAUGGAGCUUCUGAAGGGUGAAGUGCACCCGGCAUGCGGCUUUCCUGGAUUCAUAAUUCCAUUAGAGAUUUUGGCUUUUGAGUGUAUUCCUAAGCUGGGGAAAACAUUUCGACUAUCUGCAGACACACCUUCUGAAGAUUGUCCUAGGAUGUGCAAGAGCCGCUUUACAAAGAGUAGCAUGAAGGGCUAUCCUUUGGAAGAUAUAUAUGCUGCACUUGGACACACAAAGGUAUAUGUAUAUAUACUUUGUAGUAAAAACUAGAAGAAUAUAAUAAAAUUUAAACUGAUUUUCCUUUUCUGUUUUUUUUUUCAGGUUAUUAACAGUGUGUUGGUUCCAACUGUGGGUGAGGAAAUCAUGUUGGCUCGUAUAAUUGAUGAGGAGCGAGAGUAUCAUUGUGAGGGAAGCACAAGUGAUACUUGGAACCACUGGCUAAAUGUGAAGCAGAAGAAGAUAUUUUGGAAAGAGCUAUACGACUUGGAUGUUGCUGCACGAGUGUUUAAAAAGAAGAAGGACAAAGAAAAGGUGACGUUUUUAGAAGAUUCGUCUUCUAAAUCUGGGUUGGAGAGCUUGAAAGCUCUGGAAGAAAAGAUUUUGGGGGCCAUGAGUGAAGGGUUUUCUGGUCUUAAAUCAGUGGUGGAGGCAAAGCUGGGUGAUAUGGAUGUGAGGAUGAGUAAAUUUGAAAAGAACCAGCGCCAACUUAGAAGAAGGGCUAAGAAAAUAGAAGAAAAGCUGACUUCUAUUGAGAGCAACAAAAAUGAGGAGAGGAACUAUGGUGAAGAUAUGGAUUUUGGAUGGGAUGAUAGAGAUUAUGGUAGAGCUGAAGGGAAGGAAAACAGUGAGAAGGCUAAGGAAGACAAGGAAAACAGUGAGUCUGGCGAGGAAAAGGAUGUGGUCUCGGGUGGGGAAAACAGUAAGGAUGGUGAGAAAGAAAACAAUGAGAAGGGUGAAGAAGAGAAAGACCAAGAACCUGAAAAAGACAAAGAAAACAGUGAUUCUGUUGAGAAAAGCGAAGAAUACGUGGAGGAAUCAGAUGGAGAAAGUUCUCUGUUAAGGCUUCAGGAAAGAGUGAGAGUGCAAGCAGAAGAAUUUUGGAGGACAAUUGAUGAUGAGUCUGAGGCUGAGGAAGAGGUUGAGAAAGAGGGUGAGGAAGAGGCUGAGGAAGAGGUUCAAGAAGAGAAAGAGGGUGAGAAAGAGGCUGAGAAAGAGGUUCAAGAAGAGAAAGAGGCUGAGGAAGAGGUUGAGAAAGAGGGUGAGGAAGAGGCUGAGGAAGAGGUUCAAGAAGAGAAAGAGGGUGAGAAAGAGGCUGAGAAAGAGGUUCAAGAAGAGAAAGAGGGUGAGGAAGAGGGUGAGAAAGAGGCUGAGAAAGAGGCUGAGAAAGAGGUUCAAGAAGAGAAAGAGGCUGAGAAAGUAGAAUCCAAGGGAACUCCUACCUCUACCGGAGUAAUAGUCAUUACACCACGUGGUAGAACUAAGGCAGCAGCUGCGAGGAAAGCAAUCUCUAUAUCACCAGAGAUUGUUGUGGUAACAGGGAUUGCUGAGCUAGCUGAGAAAGAGGUUGAGGUAGAAGCUACUCAGAAAGAGCAAGAAGCUAUUCAGACUGAGAUUGUUGAGAAAGAGGCUGAGGUUACUGAGAAAGAUGCUGAGUUAGCUGAGAAAGAGGAUCAAGAUGUGGAUGAAGAGGAGGAAAAAGCAGAGGAAAGUGAAGAUAAUCAUGUGGAGAGUCCCUCUGAGAAACAUGCUGAGCUAGCUGAGAAGUCAGUUGAAUCUGAUGUCGAUCUAGAUGUAGAGGAAGAGGAGGAAAAAGCUGAGGAAAUUAAAGAUAAUCUUGUGGAGAGUCCCGCUAAGAAACAGACUGAGCUAGCUGAGAAGUCAGUUGAGGUAGAAUUAAAGACUAAGCGCAAGCCUAAGGUCAAGGUCAUAGCAGUGCCGUAUGGCAUUCCCAGAGCUGAGAGACUAGCAAAAAUGAGAGCUGAAGCUGAAAAAAAGAAAGCUAGAGCUGAAAAAAAGAAAGCUAAAGCUGAUGGUGCACCUAAGAAGAAAGGCAGGCCGAAGAAGACUGAGGCUACAUUGAAGCCAUGUACGCCGCUGCUGGAGAAGAGAAAAAGUGAACCAUCACGGUGGGUGCAGUCUCCUUUCACUGAGGGAAAGACUGAUGAGCUAGAAGUGCCAAAGAAGAAGCUUAAAACAAAAACCUAAAAUGCUUAGCUUAUGGAUGUUAUGUUUCUGCCUAAAAUGCUUCUCUUGAACUUGUUAGGAUGUUAUGUUUCUGCUUCUGGAUAUUAUGUUAAGUUUCUGGAUGUUUUAUGCUUUUUAAACAGGUGUGGUAACUCAAAAUUACAGGGGAAACUCUGGUCAAAAUUUUGGAAAAAUACUUCAU